AGUCCCCAGCAGGAUGGCGGGCGGAGCGGAGCACGACGACUUUGGGGGCAGCCUCCCGACCGUCAACUCCCUGAACGCCUCCUUAUCGCAGGCAUCGGCGGCCGUCCCGUCCCCUCGCUACCUGCCCUGUACCCCCGGGGAGCGUAAGGCCAUCUCUGACGUCCGGCGGACCUUUUGCCUCUUCGUCACCUUCGACCUGCUCUUCAUCUCCCUGCUGUGGAUCAUCGAACUCAAUACCACAAACACUAUCUGGCAGAACCUGAAGACUGAGGUGGUGCACUACAACUUCAAGUCCUCCUUCUUUGACAUCUUUCUCCUGGCACUGUUCCGUUUUGUGUCUCUGCAGAUUGGCUACGCUGCCCUGCGACUGAGGCACUGGUGGGUCAUAGCGAUCACCACGCUGGUGACCUGCGCCUUCCUCAUCGCGAAAGUCAUCCACUCCAAUCUGCUAUCCCAGAAUGUCUUUGGCUACGUGAUUCCCAUCGCCUCCUUUGUGGUGGCAUGGCUGGAGACCUGGUUCUUGGACUUCAAGGUGUUCACUCAGGAAGCCCAGGAUGACAGAGCGUACCUGGCAUCCCUUCAUGCAGCAUGUGAGCGUGGCCCCAUGCUGUAUCCUCGCGCCGUGUCUGACGGACAGUUCUACUCCCCACCAGAGUCCCUGGCAGGGUCUGAGGAGGAGUUGGAUGAGGAGGGGCUAGGCCGCAGGGUAGUCACUGCACAGGAGAAGGAGUUUGUGCGGCAGGGCCGGGAGGCCAUGGCAGUCGUGGAUCAGAUCCUCUCCCAGGAGGAAAACUGGAGGUUGGAGAAGAACAAUGAACUUGGUGAUGCCGUUUACACUAUGGAGAUCCCCUUUUAUGGCAAGACCUUCAUUCUUAAGGCCUUUAUGCAGUGCCCAGCGGAGCUGGUGUACCAGGAGGUCAUUCUGCAGCCAGAGAAGAUGGUUCAGUGGAACAAGACGGUCUCUGCCUGCCAGAUCCUGCAGCGUGUGGAUGACAACACAAUGGUGUCUUAUGAUGUCUCCGCUGGAGCAGCAGGGGGAGUUGUUUCCCCCAGGGACUUUGUCAAUGUGCGGCGUGUGGAGAGCAGACGGGACCGCUACGUCUCAGCGGGGAUGGCCACCAGUCACGAGGCCAAGCCGCCCCAGAGCCGCUUCGUCAGGGGUGAGAAUGGGCCGGGGGGAUUUGUGGUCCUCAAGUCCAGCAGUAAUCCAACUGUGUGUACUUUCAUCUGGGUCCUCAACACAGACCUCAAGGGCCGACUCCCCCGUUACCUAAUCCACCAAAGCCUAGCUGCCACCAUGUUUGAAUUCAUGGUCCACUUGCGCCAGCGGAUUAGCAGCUUGCACUCUACUGUGUAUUAAAACACAGCAUUAACUCAGCAUACAGCACCACCCCUGGCUGGGAGGUGGCAGUGCAACCAGUGGAGCAUUGAGCCAUUAACUUUACUCCAACAUUGUGGUUGGGAUCGUUAAGCCAAAUGAACUCUCACUGAGCCCCACUCAGAAAGAGGGAGAAGAGCAUUUGUGUAUCAUUGAUCUGAGGGAUCCAUGUUUUGUUCAUUUCUGUCCCUGGCACUGGUGGGUGGAGUAUUAAUAUCCCAUCACUGAAACAUCGUGUAAUAGUGGGCAAGGCAUGGAAAUGAUCUGUAAACCUCACUGGAGUUGACCUUAAUAGUGAUGGAUCGAGAUAAACUACACUGCGAUGCAUGGGAUUUUUGACUUUUGCUAGAAGAGAACUCAUUGGACCUGCAUCCAUUUGCUUAAUUGUUUGUGCCUUCAGUGAUGGAAUGAUCAGUCAGGGCCUGCUUCCUGAUUCUCAUGCUGUCUUAACGUGACUGUUUAUGUGGCAUUGUGUGUGUUUGCCUUGAUCACACACCGGCGGUAUAUAAGUGUGGACUGGCGCGUUUGCAGUUAUGUCCUCGUAUCAUCAGCGCAGCAGUUGAGCAGUUCGAACACAGGAAGCAUCUCAUAAUCUGAACUUUCACAAUGAUAGUUGAGAGGAAGGUAUUUCAGUGUCUGUCUUCCUGUCCCACACCUGAAGCCUCUCAGGAAGAAGGUGGCCAGAACUGAAGUCUGUAUUCCUCUUUCCAGUUAUAGGUCCCCUGGACAAAAUUUUACUUUCUUUCGUAUUUUACUCUCUUUACUUACAUGCUGUACAUUGCCUCCGACUUAUUCUUAACAGUGACUUAAUUCCAAAAUGUGAGAUGUCAUCUUUAAAAAUGAUUUGUUUGAAUUUUGAUAAAUGGAUAUGGGCACAACCAGCAACAGACUGCAAACUGUUGUUAACUGGCUUCAAAUAUGUUGAGUAUUGGUCCUGAUUCCAUUACUUGAAGGACUUUGCAUAACUGAACUUAAAUACAAGAAUACAGAAAGUAAACCAUGCACA
Megalops cyprinoides (Indo-Pacific tarpon) is the source of this 2384-nucleotide messenger RNA. RefSeq names its product stAR-related lipid transfer protein 3-like. The record is from RefSeq and is a predicted model, not a curated record. The coding region runs from base 14 to 1360 and encodes 448 amino acids. The transcript has 14 exons. Gene Ontology annotation, molecular function: cholesterol transfer activity; cholesterol binding. Gene Ontology annotation, cellular component: late endosome. Lineage: Eukaryota; Metazoa; Chordata; Actinopteri; Elopiformes; Megalopidae.